UGGCUCAUGUGACUUUGAUUUCAGAGGGCAAAAUUGUCUUCACUGUAAGUCCAUUUUCCAGAUCGUCGUCUUCGACAAGAGGAGCAUGGUAUUGAUUGACGUAGGGUUCCUCCUACGUACGAGUCAUUGAGUCAACGAUUUUAGAACCCAGGCGGCCUCGGACCUCAUUGCAAACUUCACAAGGAACUUGCUUCAUCCAGGAGACGACGUCGUUCCUGCUGCACAACCCAUUUGAGCUUUUCUGCUUCAGUAGUCACUCCGCCGCCGCCGUCCCUCGCCAGCUUUCUCUUAUGGCGCCCAAGUUUUCAAACCGUACUCAUCUUCAUCUCUCUCUUCUCUUUCUCAUUCUUUGAUCCUAGUUAUAUGCACGUGUGUGUUUGUUAUGGAGCAGAGGCUGUUCUUGAGCAGCUUAAGAAUGGAUUUGCUCAGUUUGAGCUCGUCUCCUACCCCCUUCUCUCUAUUUCAACUUCCAUUUCUCAGGCGAACUUUCCGGCAUCUCUCGGAGACUAUAGCCACCGGUUCUUUGCCGGAACUGGACUAGGCGGAGGAUCUAAAGAGUUCAGGAAAGCCGAAAUCUAUACAGUUCACGAAGUUAAAAAAGAUGGGCGAUGUCUAUUUCGUGCACUGGCAAAAGGAAUAUUGGCAGCAAAUACUGGGUCUCUUCCCGAUCUGACCAAAAGGGAAGAGCAAAAACGUGCAGGCGAACUACUGGAGGAUGUGAAUGAUGUUAUAUGUGAGAAUACGAAGCUCCCCAAGUAUGAAGCAGCCCGGAAGGCAAUUAAUGCUGCACUCUUUAAAGGAGGUUUCCAUAGUUACUGCGAUCGUAUCAGAGAACCCGAUUUCUGGGGAGGAGAGUCGGAGCUACUGGUGCUGUCGCAGUUACUAAAGCAGCCGAUCAUUGUGUAUAAACGAGCGGAUGAGCACACAAAUGGUGGAGGGGGUUCUGCUUUCAUUCCCAUUGAAGAAUAUGGAACCGAGUUUAAGCCCAAGAAGGCUGUGAGGCUCUUGUUAAUUCACUUAAGUGACAGGAACCAUUAUGAUCUGCUUGUAUGAGAGACUGAGAAUGAGAAAUGCAAUCCAUUUUAUAUAUAGUUCUAUUCUUCUAAAGUUCUAUUCAAGAUAA
Messenger RNA from Rosa rugosa (rugosa rose), 1123 nucleotides. Its product is annotated as OVARIAN TUMOR DOMAIN-containing deubiquitinating enzyme 3-like. The transcript is spliced from 7 exons. Gene Ontology annotation, biological process: protein deubiquitination; endoplasmic reticulum unfolded protein response. Gene Ontology annotation, cellular component: nucleus; cytosol. The record is from RefSeq and is a predicted model, not a curated record. Gene Ontology annotation, molecular function: cysteine-type deubiquitinase activity. Bases 364 to 1053 code for a protein of 229 amino acids. NCBI's taxonomy places the organism in Eukaryota, Viridiplantae, Streptophyta, Magnoliopsida, Rosales, Rosaceae.